This is a messenger RNA of Physeter macrocephalus (sperm whale), 1820 nucleotides long. RefSeq names its product procollagen C-endopeptidase enhancer (gene PCOLCE). The transcript has 9 exons. The record is from RefSeq and is a predicted model, not a curated record. Lineage: Eukaryota; Metazoa; Chordata; Mammalia; Artiodactyla; Physeteridae. Gene Ontology annotation, biological process: proteolysis. Gene Ontology annotation, molecular function: peptidase activator activity; protein binding; collagen binding. The coding region runs from base 330 to 1742 and encodes 470 amino acids.
UGGACAGAGCGGGCUUGCAGAUGACAUUACUGGACGGCCUGGAUUAUGCUGAGCCUGAUGCACUCUCUGCCCUUCAUUGCUCCACGCCCGCUCCCACACUGGGUCAGUAUUUAUGUGUCCUGGACCUAGAGAGGCCCCUGGAAUCGCCACUGUCCCAGCUCUUCUCUCCCCGUCCCGCCUUCCCCGCCGCCCGCCCCACUGGCCAGUCCCCACGCCCACACGCCCAAGGCUGCCUCAUCUGGCACUGAUUAUCCCCGCUGCCGCCGCCGCUGCUGCUACGCUCAGCUGCUGCCUCUGUCUUGAGGACCCCAGCGCCUCUCCCUCGGGCCAUGCCGCCUACGACCACAGCCUCCCUCCUGGGGCCCCUCCUCACUGCCUGGGCUCUGCUGCUGCCUUUCACCCAGGGCCAGAGCCCCAACUACACCAGACCUGUGUUCCUGUGUGGAGGGGAUGUGACUGGGGAGUCGGGUUACCUGGCAAGCGAAGGUUUCCCUAACCUCUACCCCGCCAAUAAGGAGUGCAUCUGGACGAUAACGGUCCCUGAGGGCCAGACCGUGUCCCUCUCCUUCCGAGUCUUUGACCUGGAGCUGCACCCCUCCUGCCGUUACGACGCUCUGGAGGUCUUUGCCGGGCCUGGAACCUCAGGCCAGCGGCUCGGACGCUUCUGCGGGACCUUCCGGCCACCGCCCUUAGUCGCCCCCGGCAACCAGGUGACCCUGAGGAUGACAUCGGACGAGGGCACGGGAGGACGAGGCUUCCUGCUCUGGUACAGCGGGCGGGCCACCUCAGGCACUGAGCACCAAUUUUGCGGGGGGCGGCUGGAGAAGGCCCAGGGAACCCUGACCACGCCCAACUGGCCCGAGUCCGAUUACCCCCCGGGCAUCAGCUGUUCCUGGCACAUCAUCGCACCCCCGGACCAGGUGAUCUCACUGACCUUCGGGAAGUUUGACCUGGAGCCCGACUCCUACUGCCGCUACGAUUCGGUCAGCGUGUUCAACGGCGCCGUGAGCGACGACGCCAAGCGGCUGGGGAAGUUCUGCGGCGACACAGCCCCGGGUCCCAUCUCCUCCGAAGGGAACGAGCUCCUCGUCCAGUUCGUCUCGGACCUCAGCGUCACGGCCGACGGCUUCUCGGCCUCCUACAGGACCCUGCCGCGGGGCGCCACCGAAGGAGGGCCAGCCCGGAGCCCGGGGGAGGACGCCCGGCCGAGUCCCCCGCUCCUCGGCCCGGGCCCCAAGCCCGGAGCCGGGCCCAAAGUCAAGUCCGAAGUCCCACCUGAGGAGAAACCGAAGGCCGCGCCUAAGGCAGAGGCAACUCCGGUGGGCCGCGAUGCACCCAGUGUCUCCUGCCCGAAACAGUGCCGGCGGGCAGGCACCUUGCAGAGCCACUUCUGUAACAGCGACCUGGUGGUGACGGGAAUGGUGAAGUCCAUGGCUCGGGGCCCAGGGGAGGGCCUCACGGUCACUGUCAAUCUCACUGGUGUUUACAAAACCGGAAGCCUGGACCUGCCCUCUCCCCCCACUGACACCUCCCUGAAGUUUUAUGUGCCCUGCAAGCAGUGCCCCCCCAUGAAGAAAGGAAUCAGUUAUCUGCUGAUGGGCCAGGUGGAAGAAAACAGAGGUCCGAUCCUUCCUCCAGAGAGCUUCGUGGUUCUCUCCCGGCCCACCCAGCACCAGAUCCUCACCAACCUCAGCAAGAGGUGCCCCUCCAAGCCUGUUCAGGCUGCUGGAUCCCAAGCCUGAGCCCAGGCCAGCCUCCGGACCCUGGCCCUAGGGACCUCUUUCUUAUCCAAAUAAAUGUUUCUAGACUUGAGGAAGGGG